Corapipo altera (White-ruffed manakin) is the source of this 2639-nucleotide messenger RNA. Its product is annotated as maestro heat-like repeat-containing protein family member 6. The transcript is spliced from 15 exons. Gene Ontology annotation, cellular component: cytoplasm. The annotation marks the transcript as partial. Lineage: Eukaryota; Metazoa; Chordata; Aves; Passeriformes; Pipridae. The record is from RefSeq and is a predicted model, not a curated record.
CUUCUGCUGCUGUGGGCAGGCACAGCAGGGCAGGGUUUGCUCAGUUUUUGAGCUGGGCCUAAAGUUCAUGUCCAGCUGUCUUAGAUACUUUGGACAACGGACUCCUUUCGACCUGGGGCAGGUUGGGCAGGCGGGGAGAGGCCCCAGGGCAGGUGGCGGUGUGUCACAGGGCCCUUUGUGACACGGUGGGCAUCGUCGAUGGUGUGCAACGGGGCAGGGUGUCACAGGGCCCUUUGUGACACGUCCUGACAUAGUACCGGUGGUGACGUGGCCACGCCUCAGUGCUCCUCGGAGCGUGCGACGGGACGGACGGAACAGAGCGGUGCUGUGCGGAGCCCCCGUGCAGCCAACUCCUUCCUUGCUGACCCGGAGCGUUUUGGAGGCUUUUCUGUGGUGCAAGCGCCCUCGAGGCCAGAUCGCGGGACUUGGUGACGCGGAGCUUUGGCGAGGUGUCUCCAAGCCCUGUGGCGAGUGCCCUUGAGGCCACACCGCAGGACUUGAGAACCCCUACCCUUUCCUAGGUUUUUCUCCAGUUCAGUUGCCCUUGAGGCCAGAUCGCAGGAUUGGUGACCCGGAAAUUUUCCGAGGAGUCUCCAAUCCCUGUGGCAGGUGGCCUAGAGGGCAGCCUGCAAGACUUGAGGACACGGAGAUCUUCCGAGGCGUCUCUCUCUUGCAGGUGCCCUCAAGGCCAGACUGCAGGAUGGCGGAAAGACGCCGGAGCCUGCUCAGGCCCUUUCGGACGAAGAAGGCAGGCCCUGGGACUGACCCAACAGAGCAGCCUGAAGAGGUGGAGCAGUCCCAGCCCCUGCAGGAGGAUGCAGGCCUGCAACGGACACCAGAGCAGGACCGUGCCCGGGGCCGCUUCCGCGGGGCAGCACAGGCCUUUCUGAAAUUCUUGAGCGUUCGGCGUAGAAAGUACAGGAUCACGCCAAUUGAGGUCGUGGCGCAGCCUGACCCUACGCCGACCGAGCUCAACGCUGACCCCGAUGUCGGCACCGCGUCGACGGACGGCACGGCAAACCGUGACACCGCGGUGACCGAUGGCAUGACAAACGCUGACAGCACACCCGUUCAGCGCCUGCCCGAUGCUCCCAGUCUGCAUGUUCCUGAGGAGAGAGUUGUCUCUGCUCAAGUGCCAGCUCUGGUCAGGUCCAUCCACUCAUGGCUGACCUCCAAUGUGUCUGCUGGGCACGUGCUGGAUAAGACCCUCCUAGCACUGACCGAGGCACACCCCGUGGAUGUCGCCAUCACCCUCCUGCGCUGUGCCCCCUCGUGUGACAGAGCUGCCGCAGCCAUGUGGAGGACCAUAGCCUCAUCGGGAAGGACACUGCAGAAGGUGCUGCCGACCCUGCUCGACGCGAUGGAGGACUGGCCGUGGUACUACACGGGCACCUCCGAUGGGGACAACACAGAUGUCUUCGCCCUGGCUGCAACUCUGGCACUCUGGAUGAUUGUCCAGGAGCCCCAGUGCCCGGGGCCUUUGAUGGACUACUCCCCCCAUCUCCUCGUGGAUCUGCUCUUGCAAGUCUUCCUCAGCACAGAGCAGACGUCAGAGGAGGUCGACACGUUCUGGAGGGGAUGCCAGGAGCAACACGACCUUCCCACCGAGCCCAACAGGUUUGCAGUGCUGGCCAUGAAGGCCCUGCUCUGCUGUCUCCACUGUGAGGAUGCGGUGAAUUCAGUGGAAGACAAUGGUGGCUGGGCCAGGCUCCUCAGCGCUCGCAGCCGCCACUGCACAGUGGCUCUGCUGGCCAGGGAGAAGCGCCACGUCUCCAGCCCCUUGUGUUCCCGCAUCACACUCCACCUGCUGGAGCUGCUGAGCAGGGAGGAGCCAUGCUGGGACCUGCCUGCCAUGGCAUUCCUUGUGGAGGUCCUGGACUGCCUGGACACCAGAGAAUGCGGUGACAGGGUCCUGGAGAUUCUUUCAAGGAACUCGGGGAGCACCAACACAGAGCGGCGUCAACUGGCGCUCCGAGUCCUCGUGGCACUCAGCCAGGAUCCCGUGAUGGCCAAGAGCAUCUGGAGCCUGAACGAAAGGCUCGUGCAGCUACUGGGGGAUGCAGACAGAGAUGUGGUUUGGAUGACCCUCUCUGUGUUCAACAAUGUGCUCUGGAGCAGUCUGUGGACACAGCGCCACAAGAGAGUCCACAGCAAAGACCCCCUAAUAGCCCCCCCCACCGGCCUGCAGUUGGCUGAGGCGCUCCGGCCACUCUUUGACCACGAGGACAGCAGUGUGCAGGAGGGCUCCAUGGCCCUCUUCACUCGUGUGAUCCAACUGAUCGAGAGAGAGGGAAAGAGGCCCCUGAAGCCACUCGUGUGCCUGAGCCUGCUCCCGCUCUACUUCCACCGGCAUGAUGAGAAGGUGGUCGUGAAAAAGGCCUCUCGGAAAGCACUGCUGGCUGUGACCAGGUUCCUGAAGAGGAGGGAUCUCAGGCACCUGGUGAACACAGAGGAGCCACGGAGCUUUGGCGAGUGCCUGCUGAAAAAGGACCGGAGCCGAGUGGCCAAGUACAUGCACCAGGCCCUGCCGUACCUGCGGAGCCCACAGCAGCCCCUGCGAGAGGCAGCCAUCAAGUUCAUGGGGAUCGCCGGCGGGUACCUGAGGGGACAGCCCAAAGAGCUGCAGCUCAUCAUCGAUG